Molecule: messenger RNA, 832 nt
Organism: Paramecium octaurelia
Lineage: Eukaryota; Ciliophora; Oligohymenophorea; Peniculida; Parameciidae
Source: the annotation of a GenBank genome assembly
AUGAAGACUCUAAUACUUGCAGUAGUAAUUUGUUAUAGUGGCUCUUAAAUGUUAAGAGGUUCCUCAAAGUCUUUAAUUGAAGAAGAACAAGGUAAUGAUGAACGAUUAAUUGACAGCAAUAUUUCAAAGUGAAUAAGAGGAUUAAAUGUUUUAUGUUGGGAAUAGUGAUGUUUCAGCAGAGACUCUUUAAGGCGAGGAGAACGUAAACGCAGAAGCAAGCUUGGCAGUAUUCAAAAGUGAUGAUACUCCUAUGGUGUAUGUUGAAGAGUCAACUGAAUCAAGUAAUUUAUAUUGAAAAUAAAUGCAAAGCCUAGAAUCAAAAUUUUGAGUAAUAGGAAUCAUUGAAGAUUGAGAAGGUGGAUGAUGAGAUCUAGUAUAAUUUUACAAUAGAUAAUAAAGAGCAUAAGAAUUGCCUGAAGCAACAAAUGAUUAAGCUAAUUUUGUCGAUAGAGCAAUAGUUUUGGACCCAGAAUAAGACUAAUAAUCCUCAGAGAAUAGCUAAACUGAUGUUGUUUUGAACAUUGCUCCCAAGACAGAGUCAUUAGGUAGUUCUGAGGCAACCAAAAAACAUAUUUAUGUUUAUAAUCGUAUGUCUGACUCUUAAAAACUUAGCUUUGGCUAAGAAGCCGUUUGUUGGGAUUAAGUACCCACCUAUGCCAGUGACAAAGGAUCGUAAUUAUCUGUCAAACUCUGAAAGUCUGACUAUCAAGUUGCCUGCAUGGUCUGAGCAAAGUAAUCACAGAGUUGAAGAUGAUUUAGAAUUCUUCCAAUUUAUUAGACGUAUUCAGCCUUAUAUAAAGUAGCAUCUGAUGUAUCAGUUAAUGAAUAUUGA